AUGCGUCCCGCCCUCUCCCUCCUCGCGGCCGCACUCGCACCCGUGGCCGCUGCGCAACUCUACACCCUCGCGGACGCGUAUGUUGGCACCGAGUUCCUCAGCACCUGGACAUGGCAAACCAUCGCCGACCCCACCAACGGCGACGUCAACUAUGUUGACCUCGGAACCGCCGUUUCCCAGAACCUCACCUACGCGACGCUGGACAAGUUCGUCUUGCGCGCAGACAGCACCAACGUCGUCGCGAACGGCGCCCUCGGUCGCAACAGCAAUCGCAUCCUCUCCAACAAGGCGUACUCCGACUCCGUCGCCGUGCUCGACCUCCAGCACAUGCCCCAGGGAUGCGCAACCUGGCCCGCCUUCUGGUCGCUCAGCCAGACUGGGCCCUGGCCCGACGGCGGCGAGAUCGACAUUAUCGAAGGCGUGAACCUCCAAUCUGGGAACCUCAUGUCUCUGCACACCUCGCCGGGCUGCACCAUGCCGGCGACGCGCACCAUGUCCGGCUCCGUCACCUCCACGAUCUGCGACGCGGACUACAACUCGAACCAGGGCUGCGGCGUCUCCGGCGCGCCGCUCUCGUACGGCGCCGACUUCAACGGCGCGGGCGGCGGCUGGUUCGCCGUCGAGCGCGGGAACGCGACCGGCAUCCGCGCGUGGUUCUGGAGCAGGGAGGACGUGGCAAGCGUGCCCCUCGCCGUGCGCUAUCCGCUCGUCGCUGCGGUCGCGGGUGUGAGCCCGGACGCGAGCUGGGGCGAGCCGUAUGCGGUGUUCCCCAUGAGCGCAGAGUGCGGUUAUGAGGAGCACUUCAAUGCGCACCAGUUCGUGUUUGAUUUGACGUUCUGCGGCGACUGGGCAGGGAGCGCCUACCCUACAAGUAGCUGUCCUGGGUCGUGUACCGACUUGGUCAACAACAACCCUGAAGCAUUCACAGAGGCCUACUGGGAAGUCAACGGCCUCUGGAUCUACACACCUUUCGGCCAGCCAGCCUCGCCGAAUCCUCCCCCUCCUUCGUGA
Messenger RNA from Fomitopsis serialis, 1011 nucleotides. RefSeq names its product concanavalin A-like lectin/glucanase domain-containing protein. Gene Ontology annotation, biological process: glucan catabolic process. Gene Ontology annotation, molecular function: hydrolase activity, hydrolyzing O-glycosyl compounds. The coding region runs from base 1 to 1011 and encodes 336 amino acids. The record is from RefSeq and is a predicted model, not a curated record. The transcript has 5 exons. NCBI's taxonomy places the organism in Eukaryota, Fungi, Basidiomycota, Agaricomycetes, Polyporales, Fomitopsidaceae.